CGCUCGGGUCAGACCCCCACAGUGGCCGACUGUUCCCCCUCACUGCGGGUCUCGUGACGGUUGCGAGGAGCGACGACAGCGCCGCUCUCGCGCUCAUCUGCGCUUGUUUUUGUACGCGCGUGCCAGUCGGAAAAAGAUGGCGGACACCGAGGGAGACGAGUCUCGGCCCGCGGCUACACCGCCGUCUCUCAGCGCGGCGCAGCGCAACGGACCCGCCGCCGGCCCCACCACAGUGGCGUCCGGGCCCCGCAUCGUCCGGAUCGUGAAGUCGGAGUCGGGCUACGGCUUUAACGUCCGCGGGCAGGUCAGCGAGGGCGGCCAACUGCGGAGCAUCAACGGGGAGCUGUACGCUCCGCUCCAGCACGUCAGCGCCGUGUUACCGGGCGGAGCGGCGGACCGGGCGGGCAUAUCUAAAGGAGACCGGAUUCUGGAGGUAAAUGGCGUGAGUGUUGAGGGUGCAACCCACAAGCAGGUGGUGGAUCUGAUCCGUGCAGGAGAGAAGGAGCUGGUCCUGGCCGUAUUGUCUGUGCCGCCACAAGAAGUGGAUGGCCUCGACCCGGGAGAGGAUGGCUCUGCCACGCCAAAUUAUGACUACAGUGACAAGCAAGCAGUACCCAUCUCUGUCCCCACCUACAAACACGUGGAGCAGCAUGGAGAGAGAUUUGUGGUCUAUAACAUCUACAUGUCUGGCAGACAGCUGUGCUCUAAGCGCUAUCGUGAGUUUGCCAUCCUGAACCAGAACUUGAAGAGAGAGUUUGGCACCUACACCUUCCCCAAACUGCCUGGGAAAUGGCCCUUCUCCCUGUCCGAGCAGCAGCUGGACGCCCGCAGGAGAGGACUGGAGGAGUACCUGGAGAGAGUGUGCUCAGUAAGGGUCAUUGGGGAGAGUGACAUUAUGCAAGAGUUCCUGUCGGAGUCAGACGAGAACUAUAAUGGUGUGACGGACGUGGAGUUGCGAAUAGCACUGCCUGAUAAGACCACCAUUUCUGUGAGAGUACGGAAGAACAGCACCACUGACCAAGUUUACCAGGCACUAGUGAUGAAGGUUGGCAUGGACAGCAUCAUGGCCAGUUACUUUGCCCUCUUUGAGGUCAUCAACCACUCCUUUGUUCGUAAGUUGGCCCCUAACGAGUUCCCCCACAAGCUGUAUGUGCAGAACUACACCUCUGCAGUGCCAGGAACCUGCCUGGCCCUUAGAAAAUGGCUCUUCAGUACCCAGGAGCAUGACCUGCUCCGGGAUAACCCCCUGGCUCUGCACUACUGCUUUCACCAGGCUCAGGAUGAUGUGAAGAAGGGAUUCAUCAAAGCCGAGGAUAAGUCCUACCAACUUCAGAAGCUAGCUGAGCAGAGGAAGAUGGCGACAUAUCUGAGUCUGCUGCGCACGUGUGAGGGCUAUAAUGAAGUCACGUUUCCUCAUUGCUCGUGUGAUUCGCGGAGGAAAGGUCACGUGAUCUCAGCUAUCGGCAUCCACCACUUUAAACUGCAUGCUUGCACUGAGGACGGCACGUUGGAGAAUCAGGUUAUAGCGUUUGAAUGGGCUGAGAUGCAGCGGUGGGACACUGAUGAGGAGGGCAUGGCUUUCUGCUUUGAAUACACACGAGGGGAGAAGAAACCUCGCUGGGUCAAGAUCUUCACUCCAUAUUUUAACUACAUGCGUGAGUGCUUUGAGAGGAUUUUCUGUGAGCUCAAAUGGAGAAAAGAGGUGGAGGAGGAGGCCUCGGACAAGGACAACAAGAACUGCAGUAACAACGAGUACCUCUCCCCUCUGGAACAACAAAAGGGAUGGCGCCACCUAGGGGGCGAGAUUGCCACCUCAUAAGACUCCGUCUCCUGGCCUCUGGAAAUCAGCAUAAACUGAGCUGGACCAUCACACUAGAGCAAACCAUCCUAAUAACCAUGUUCCCACGGCAUCACCCCAGCAAUGCCAUAACAUCCACGUUACUACAAAGACAAAAAGGCUCCUUUCCACAAAAAAAGGUUCCAUAGGCCUGCCAUGUCACCUUGGCAACUGAGGAUAACCCUUAUUUCCAUGGCGACACAGACUCAUCGCUAAGCUUGGGACCAGCACGGGCUACAAGUGGACAGCAAAUAGACAGCACCAGCAGGAUCCGCAGUCACGUCAUCAGUAGCAGCAUCACUUCGCCGCCCGUUUGUAAACGCUCAGAAAUGCAGAAGACAGCUUGAGGGCUGAGAGAGUCGCUGGCUCUCACUCUCCUGUUGCCUGGCGCUACCAUAGCAUGAGCCGCCGCCGCUGGUCAAAGAAGAGACGCUUUGUCUCCGUUUGCCACUGUCGCAGUGUGUAGUGAUCGGCUGCCAGCUUUAGAUUGGUUGUUGGGGCCGUUACCCCCAACAGUGUGACUGAUCAGAGUCAGCGUGUACGUUUGUAGGGUUCUAGGACUAUUUAAGAGAGGCAGAUUCUGGGAGUCUGAGAUUGUGAGUUGAGGCAGGAUGUGUAAGUUAAGAACUGAUCAUAACAGUUAAUAACAAUAAAUACAAGUAUUUAGACUAAUGGAGCUUUGACAGUGCUGGACCGGUGCUCACUGAAGUACUUCUGAGGUUUAGCCUCGAAGGUAAUCCUAGCCGUCCACUCAGAUUUAAACACAGUCUUUUGAGCAAAGGCGCUUAAUAGCAUUUCUCUAGUUAAUAAUUCAGCAUCGCUGGCUAAAACGCUCUUUAACACAGAGGCUAAACUGAAUUGUUGGAGAAUUCAAGAAAAGGUGCUUAUUAGCCGUUCACGUUUCUUUAUGAUUACUUUGGUUAUUUUAACAACUUGCAUUUGCAAUAAGAACGACACAGAGUCUGAUGAAGUGCGGAACUGCCUCAAGGCUUUUGAGAUUGAGUUUACCCUUUACAGAAGAGUUAUAGACUGUGUGUGUGUGUGUCUGCGUGCAUGAGUGAGUGAAAUGCUGUCGGGUCAGAUUAGGGCUGGGCUAAUUUAAAUUAAUCUGAUUAAUCAAAUUACUGUUUUUUAGUUCAAUUUUCAAAAUAGAAGAACUCUUCUUUUGGCAGUGAUUUUUUUUUUUAUUUUACACUUUUUCUACAAAAUACUGAAAUACAAGGAGGUUAUGUUUAUUGCACCAUGUUUAAUAUAAAGCUACAUGUAAGGUUGAAACGAGCUGCUUACUAUUUGGGGAAAAAAACGGCAAAAUGUUCAAAUUAAAUGUGAAGUAAACAAUAGCUUGCAUCACAUUAAACGGUGCUGUCUGUUUAUAAAGUAAAAAAAAAUAAUUAUAGUUGAUGGAUAUAAUUCCGAUAUUGAUACGAACAGUAUAAAAGCCACAGAAAAGCUGUCAUCUGGAAAAUAUUGGUUACAGUGUGCAAUACGUAAAUUGGUUAAUAUCAUGUGGUGUAAAAUGUAAAUCUUUAAAUAUCUAUUAUAUCACAAUAUAUAUUGAUUCUGACACGCAGACCAAAUGCAUCGAUAGCUCCAGUUCUUAAUCCAAAAGUUUUUGUAGUAACACUGUCAACAUUUACACAUGCAGUUUUCUUUUCAUUCUCUCUCUCUCUCUCUUUAUAUAUAUAUAUAUAUAUAUAUAUAUAUAUAUAUAUAUAUAUAUGUAUGUAUGUAUAUAGAUGUGUAAAGCAUCAAAACUACCCAGAGAAAUUAUAACACUUAAAAAAAAAAAAGAUUGGUCUUAAGGAAGAAAAAAUGUAUAGUCCGAAUGGAUCCCAGAAUUCUAUUGUGAUCAAAAUAAUACAUUUUGAAUCGAUUGACACCACUAUUUUUUAUUUAAAACAUGCACUAAUUUUUAAUAAUAAUAAUAAUAAAAAAUAAAAUAAGGACAGAUUUUAAACACUCCACUGAGGGUCAGAGUUUUUGCUUUUUUUGUCUGAUUUGCAGAUUUAGAAAAUGCUUUUACAAGUAUAUAAUGUUUUGCAAUCACAAAAUUUAGCUUGAUUAAAUAAAAUAUUCUCAUAUUGCCCAGCAUUAGGUGGGAGCGUGCGUGUGUGCGUGCGUGUGUUGUAAGGCAAUAACAGUAAAAGCAGGUAUGCUGGGACAGCAGUGGUUUAUGGGGUAUACUGGGAGCAGUGAGUGAGGAAACAUUUCAUUUGUUGUUUAUGUUCAGGUGCAUUUCUCUCGUCUUCCUGCAGGGGGCAGCACAGUACUUACAAACAAAGAGCUUUCUCCUGUUUCAGAAUAUUCAGUGUCUAAUAGAGGAGAUGGAGAGAAGUUUAGUGUUUGCAUCUGGCUAAUGUUUAGCAGUUUAUUAAAGGUGUGUGUAUUUGUGUGUGUGUGAUUGCGUUUGUGUGAUUGCAUGUGUGUGUGUGCAGGUGUGUGUGUGAGAGAGAGAGAGUGAUUGAGUGGGUGAGCCUGAGCUUUAACUGCAUCGAGUAGUUAAAGAGUGGUCUUCCAGGCUCUUCAGAGCAAUGGCUCCCUGGGGCUCAGUAAUUUGCCCUCUGAACAUAGCACUGCAUCCUGUCUAUUAAUCGAAGCAGGUGGAUGGAGAGAGUAAAGAAGAUGGAGAAAGAGAGACAGGAAGAGUGAGGAGGAUGGAGAGAGUGAGAGUGAGAGAGAGAAGAGAGCAGAAUACAUCAACCCAGGUAAAGAUAGAUGCAUUAGCCCAGUUUUAUUAACACUAACAGUCCUUUAUCACUCGGAAAUGGAUUGAAUCUCUAAGCAGGGUGAUGAUCUCUCUCUCUCUCUCUUUCUCUCUAUUUUUCUCUCUUGCUAUCAUUCUCCCAUUUAUCUCUCUUACUUUCUUACCUUCUUUCUAACUGCCCCCUCAUAUCCCCCCACUCAUCCCAGCUUACACCCAGUCUACCAUUCACCCUCAAAAACAGUUUGUUUAAGAUCUGUUAGGUCUGUUUGUUUUUCCUUUAUAUUUUCUUCAGAUCAAAAGGGAAAAAGCAAGACAUCUGGAUGAAUCAUUAAUUGUUCAGUUUAGUUCUGAGUGUGUGUGUGUGUGUGUCUCUGAGUUUGUGUGUGAGACUCUUUGGUCAGAGAAGAUCUUCUUGUUGCCUUGGCAGCGUAAAUCCACAUAUACCUUUUUUGGGCUCAGUGUAUUUACAAACCUGACGAACUGUGUCCCUGCUGUAGAACUGAAAUUCUGUGCUAAGCUGAAGAGCUGUUCAUCUACACAAAUGAAGAAAGUUGGCCUUUUCGCAUCGUGAGUGUGCUGUGUCCGUAAUCGGUCGUUAUGAGUUUUUAAGAGACACAGAGUCAGAAAAAAAACAAACAAAAAAAAAAAACUAAGCUGUGUCGUAACGUUAAGCAGCGCUAUGAUAACUAUUUGUUCCUGUGGUCAGUGUUUCUUUUGUGUCUGAAGCGUCUAAGAAUAUGAAUGUACCAGAAUGGAUUUGAAAGAAAAACCUGUAUUUUUUUUUUUUUUUCUCUCCCACUUUGAAGUACGUAGCUUCAGUUUUGCAUCUGAAAAGUGACUUGAAAUGCACACAUUCAGGACCACAAUAUAAGCUGUUACGAAGAAUCGCAAAUUUGCAUUUUCUAACUUCUUACCACGUGGGAUUAAUUUUUUUUUUUGUUUAUUUCUUUUUGUCUUUAGAAAAGAUUUGUUCUACAAAUGGAGAGCGCGUUCUAAGUAAUGAGCAGGUUAAGUUCACAAAUGUGUUUUUGUCCUAGUUCAAGAGUUUACUUGUAAAUGUGUUGCUUAUAUGUCGUUUUGACAAAGCGUUCACUGUAGCCUCUGACUGAAAUAUAUAUAUAUAUAUAUAUAUAUAUAUAUAUAUAUAUAUAUAUAUUAAUUAAAAUAUAUUAAAGAUAUAAAAAUAAAUAUAUUUACAAUAGGAGAUCCUGUUGAAAUAAAGCUCUUUUAGGUCGAGGGAGGGAGGAGAUUUAAUUUAUAAAUGGAAAAGAUGAUUUCAGAUAUUUCAUAUAGCUUACCGACAAAUUAACAACCAAUAUUGAUAACCAAUAGUUUUCUAUCUAAAACAGGGAUUUCAACUAACCAAUGAAAUAAAAACUCAAGUUUGGAAAAUGUUAUGUAGAAUAAAAAUAUUGUAACAUAAUAUUUUAAAUAAAAUUAUCUAUUGAUGAAGAAA
Astyanax mexicanus (Mexican tetra) is the source of this 5997-nucleotide messenger RNA. RefSeq names its product sorting nexin 27a (gene snx27a). Gene Ontology annotation, biological process: intracellular protein transport; signal transduction. Gene Ontology annotation, cellular component: early endosome. NCBI's taxonomy places the organism in Eukaryota, Metazoa, Chordata, Actinopteri, Characiformes, Acestrorhamphidae. The record is from RefSeq and is a predicted model, not a curated record. The transcript has 13 exons. Gene Ontology annotation, molecular function: phosphatidylinositol-3-phosphate binding; protein binding. Bases 137 to 1819 code for a protein of 560 amino acids.